AUGGCAGCCAACACCGAAGCAGUAAAGCGCGCCAUCGCAUCCCUCUUUACCAGCAAACCCAUGACACCCAUCCAAGCAAUGGCAGACGUCGACGCCACCAGCAAACCAUCAGCAAACCGCCUCUUCGAGUCGGGUUCCCCGGUUGUAAAGCUUCCUACAAACGCAACAUACAACACGGCACCACUACCACAACCUCACAAGCGCCGUUCGAUUCUUCCUACAGGUGAAGCGCCACAGACCCGCGAGGAACUGCAGUUCUUCAAGCACCCCUGCGGCUACUUCGUCACGAUCCAGCGCACUAAACUACACAACAAGCUUUGCCGGAAUGAUGGCAAGGCGGAGCACAGUGUGCUGAAGAAGGGACCCGCACAUCUGCUGAAAGUACCCACGCCGGCGCAGAAAGUUGUGGCAAAGACAGAGGUCGAGGCGGAACAGACGGUAGAGCAAUACGGCGAUGUACGCCGACAAGUCGAGCGGCAACUGGCAGAGGAGAUGAUAGGUGGCGACGAGGACACGACCGAUGGAUCGCUGGACUUCUUGGAUGACUACGAGUCCGACGGCACUGCGAGUGACGAGGAGGAAGAUGGUGAGGUGGUGGCGUUCAGCAAGUAUGUUGUGCUGCGCAGGAGGGAUGAUGAAGAUACGGUUCUUGGGGAGGAUGGCGAUUUCAGCAUGUAUCCGGACUCGAGUGAUGAAGAUUGA
Molecule: messenger RNA, 702 nt
Organism: Fulvia fulva
Lineage: Eukaryota; Fungi; Ascomycota; Dothideomycetes; Mycosphaerellales; Mycosphaerellaceae
Exons: 1
Coding region: 1-702 (233 amino acids)
Source: RefSeq, a predicted model, not a curated record